ACUUACCAAUACAUUGAAACAUAAAAAAUCUUUGAAAAUCCUGAAUUAAAAUUAAAAGUGAAUUUCUCUUAUUUAGAGCAGAUUAAUAGACAUAUAAACAGCACUAUCACAUUCGAUAUCAUCAUUACAACAGAAGUGAUAUUAAGAUUCAUUAGAGUAAGACCGGAAAUAGUAGAAAAUUCGAGAAAGUAUUUCUUAUCAAAAGUUACACCAUAAAUCCUAGAAUUCAAUCAACAAACAAAGGCUCGACAUCCAGAAGAAUAAAACAAAAGAUCUGAAAACAUCACUGGAAACUCAAUAUUAGUCACAAAUUUAGUAAUUAAAGGCGUAUAAGAUUAAAUCAUGUCAGGCCACCAGUAUUUCUCGAAUGGCAAUAGCUUGUUCAGUGAUGAUGUUGAUGAUGAAACAUUCCUUAAAAAUUCUCGUGUAAAACCAAAAGAUGAUUAUUUAGAACAAAGACAGUUGUACGAGCAGAAAAGAAAGGAAAUUGAGAAUCGUACGAUUGAUUCCUCACAAAGAAGCAUUGGAUUGUUAAGAGAAACAGAACAAGUUGGAAUUGCAACAGCACAAGAAUUGUCUAAACAGCGAGAACAACUUGAAAAGACAAGAGAUCAAUUAGACACGAUUAAUACAAGUUUAAAGUUCAGUCAGAGACACUUGACAGGCAUCAAGUCAAUGUUUGGUGGACUUAAAAAUUAUCUCUCUGGAAAGUCUGAAUUUGAGCCAUCCAAAAUGUCACCAUCAUCAUCAAACAGCUCAUCUAUUGCUUCCCCAACUUCUGACGAAAGAUAUAAUCAACAUCCAACAACUCGACUUCGUAAUGAUCCACAAAUGCAGCAACAGCAAAUGGCUGGGAAUGUAAAUUUUAAUCAACAACUCGAUCGAAAUUUGGACGAAAUGUGUGAUAGUUUGUCACGCUUAAAAGGCUUAGCUAUUGAUCUAAACGGAGAAAUCGAUUCUCAAAAUGAUCUAAUCGACCAAAUUACAGAUAAAACGGAAGAUGUUGAUAUUAAAAUUGGCAAGCAGAACCAACAAAUGUUCAAACUUUUAGGCAAAAAGUAAUUCAGAAACUCGUCUAAUCAUAUUUCCAUGUACUACUCGUUAUCAAAAUUUAUGUUACAAUUCAUAAUUAAUAAAUUUUUGAAUGCUUAAAAAAAUAA
Chironomus riparius is the source of this 1160-nucleotide messenger RNA. NCBI's taxonomy places the organism in Eukaryota, Metazoa, Arthropoda, Insecta, Diptera, Chironomidae. The record is from the annotation of a GenBank genome assembly.